Cololabis saira (Pacific saury) is the source of this 3823-nucleotide messenger RNA. It is a transcript of the gene spata18, whose product is annotated as spermatogenesis associated 18. NCBI's taxonomy places the organism in Eukaryota, Metazoa, Chordata, Actinopteri, Beloniformes, Belonidae. The record is from RefSeq and is a predicted model, not a curated record. The coding region runs from base 668 to 2137 and encodes 489 amino acids. Gene Ontology annotation, biological process: mitophagy by internal vacuole formation; mitochondrial protein catabolic process. Gene Ontology annotation, cellular component: mitochondrial outer membrane. The transcript is spliced from 13 exons.
UAUUGAUUGGUCUCCCUUAGACAUCUUGGUAUCUUUUAAUACUUUUUCAGUAGAAGAAGAAUCUGAGCAUGAUGACAGACUUCUCUCCUCCAUCUCAGUAGGGUCUGGGAUGUUUUCAAACUCCAUGUCUCUUCUGCGCCUUGUAGCACCAUCACUUGAGUCACUGUCAUCACUCUGCACAUCUUCCGGAUUGCUCUGUCGUAAGACAUUUUCACUUCCUGAAUCACCUGCAGAAUGCUUGUCCUUCUUAGCCAUGACUGGUUCAUAUUCAUUCUCUGAAUCACUUUUGAUGCUGUCCCGUUCACCACUAGCUACAGUGUCAUAAUAAUUUAUAUUCCUGUCUUCAAUAAUGUCUACAGUGCUAAAUGUGACUCUCCUUUCCCUGUAAUUUAUUGUGUCCUCUGGUUCCUCAGCACUGGAGAAGGCCUCAUUGUCAUAUUGUCUUUGUUCAACCGAAGAGACGGAGUUGGUUGUAGAUGAGGUUUUCUUCUUGGUGACCCUUUUCCAAAGCCCAUCAAAACAAGGUCGUGCCAGGACUCCGAGGAUAAAAGCUAUCAGAAAGGCUGCCAGUGUAACCCCAGACAACCCCCGGCUGCUGCACUGCUCCUCCCUGACCUGCUCCUCCACCUGCACCGCAGACCUCCAGGAUUAGUGAUUUGGGACGGACAUGGCCGACACUUUAAGGAGAUUGACCAACACGUCUUCAUGCAGUGUGCUGCAGGACAAGCUUGAGAGCUGGCACAAAGACUAUCAUCUGAUGUCCUGUGACCAGAAUCUGAACAGGUGUUGUGAGUUGAUCGAGCUCACCGCUAAGAUUCAGGGUCAACUGUUUGCAAUCCUUAACCUGACAGCUGCUGAGGGUGGACACUAUGCUGGAGUGGACACUCUCAAAACACGACUGUUACCUUGGCUUGGGACAUGCUUCUCCAUGUCAAGGUCUUCUGUUGAUGACAGCAGUCUACAGCUUCUUGAGGAUUCAGCAGAGAAGGACAGAAAGAUCAGAGAGCUCUCUGCCUCUCAUGAGAAUGACAUGCAGAAGAUGAAGAUGCAGCUGUGCUCUUCUCGAUCACAACUGGAGUCAGUCAGAGCAGAACUGGUGGAUGCUCAGAAGGAGUUGGAGGACACAAAAAGCAAAUCAGUGAACGCACUUCUCGCCGCAGAGGAUGAAAUCUUGCAGCUUAAAGCAGAUUUGCGUUCCACUCAUGAAGAAGUGGAGCUUUAUAAGAGAAAGAUGGAUGGUCACAAUGACUACGAGCGACAGGUUCACAUGUUGAGAGAUGAAGUGUCUUACCUGAACACAGAGAAGACCAUCCUGCAGGACAGGUUGGUGAGAAGUCGCUCUCCGAGCCCUUUGCCAAGACUCAGCCAUUCACCCGGCCCAGCGAGGAGCGGGUCGCCCACGAGGGCCCAGCUCACCAACUCCUCCCGCCAUGCUCGCCUCGUGUCGCGCUUCAGUGACCUGUACGCGGUGGAGCGCCUGCAAGCCCAGUCCCUGCUUCUGCACUACAUAGAUGAUUUAGAGAUGGUCCAGAGAAUCAUCUUCAUCGCUGCAGUGGAAUCCUUCAAAGCAGCAAAACAGGCCUACUAUGAGUUCAAGCUGCGAGUGAAAAAGUCGUUGGGAAAGUCCCAUUCCCAAUUCAGUCCGGAGGCCGAUGAAGAUGCAGCCGUGGACUCUAUCGUCAGAAAUUUGGGCCUGUAUGAUGUUCAAACAAGCAUCAAUAAUGUGAUCAAUGCUAUGAACAUGAACCCUCGGAUCUCCUUCCCGGCGGAAGUGGACUUUUCCCUCAUCAGUACCUUGAUCAGGGAGACGUGCAAGGUGGCCUUCGCUAUGCAGACGCUUGAUCCACCGACUGACUUGUCCUUUGCCAGUGAUGGAGAACUUUACAAUGAGAGCAAGUACCGUCGCAGCUAUGACUCUGAGUUCACCGCUCCUCUGGUCCUCUACCACGUGUGGCCGGCCUUGAUGGAGGGAAAGGCUGUUAUUGUCAAAGGGGAGGCUGUGACCAGCCGGUCGAGCCGGAGCUGCAGCAGGAACACCAGCACCAUGCGCUCUCGCUCUCUCAGCCCACGUCGCAGUCUUGGAUUUAAAAGCAGAAGAAGCCUGUCUCCUGAACGUCUUACAGCCAGCCAUCUGUAGACUUGUCACCUCAGCAACAACAACCUCUGGUGCUUCAUGUGCAUGAAAUAAACUCUGAGCUUUACUCUCUCAUCUUAUUUCAACUGUACUUUUUUUGCUUCCACCAAAUCAAGCCAUCCUUAUGAAGUAAUUGACCAAAGGCUACUCAAAGUUUACAUUUCUGAAGGGCAGUGCUACAGCAAAUACUGUAUGUCCUAAAUGGGUCAUAAAUAGCCUGGCAGCGAUUAACUGAAGACAUAUUCUUACAUUGUAUUUUUUCUUGAAGGUGCUAAAAGUAUUUUAGACAUAUCCAAAAACUUCAAACACACUAGUGCUUUCUGACUUUCUGAGGCAGCUUAAACCUACUCUCCCACCAUUUCUCAUCAAAAGUCAAUAUUUUGUAUAUCAUAUUGUAUUUACAGGCUGGUGCCCACGAUAUAUUGGAUGGUGCGACUGUAAUCAAUGUAACCUCGCAUAGUCCAGAACUUGAGAGACUGAUACAAUGAUCAAUGUGUCACGUGUUUCUUGAAACAUUUCCUUCUAUUGAGUUUGCAUGGUUAUUUCUUUGUUGGUUAAUUUGUGUUAGCAAUUGUAAGUAGCAGUACCAUUUCUGACCACACGAGGGCAGCAUAUUUACUGUAUAUGCCCCCAUGUGUUCAGAUGGGGUAUUGCAACAUAGACUGGCUUGAAGCUCAUAAAGGCCCCAUGCACACAAAGACAAGUGCAGGCCUAUAAGAACCCUAUACCCUAUGUUGAUUGCUGCACCAAUAGAGUAACACCUUUUGGUGCAGGUAGUGUGAUAGUGUGGGGUGGCCAGUGUACUAUCCAUAUGAAGCUGUCGUUUUGGGGGUUUGUAAAUGCUGAUCCACGCACGCAUUUACUGACAUGUCUCCGUCUUCACAGAGAACGUUUUUGAAAUUAUAAGCAUUUCGUCUUCCUGUGGAUAUUAUUAUUCCACAGAAAUAAAUAAUAUUUCUGUGGUAUAAAACAUAAAAAGACAAUAAGGAUAACAAAUAGUCAUUUUAAAGAAUCAACGAGUGAGGUCAUUGUUUUGGACAGGCAUGAUCUGAAGAAGUCUGACCUAGUGGUACGUAGAGGAUGAGGUUGUCCAUGUUAUAUGUCACCUUAAGAAAAUUAAACAAAUAGUUUUUUGUAGGAUAUUAUUCCCAUGCUUUUUUCUCAUUGCUUGCAAGAAGAGGAGGAAUUGUUUGUUGUUAUUUUUUUUUUGCAUCAGUGUUUAGAUGCAUUCAAUAUGACAGACCUCUUCUUAUUUACAAUGCUGUAUAAAUAAUUUGCCCCAUGAUCAAUAAUUUUGAAUGGAAUAAAUACCUCCUGUUGCAGUUUAUACUGAGGCAUAAACAGAUUCCCCAAAAUGUGCCCUUUUUAAUAAAAUAACAAUCCCCCAACCUGUAGAUUUCUUCAACUUGAUAUGUAUCUGCAUUUUUACCUCAUUGUAAGAAAACAUGUGAAUACCUCGAAGCAUUAUUUGAAAAGGUUUGAUUGACCAAAAUGUUUGAUUCCAACUUUGACUUAACCCAUAAACUGAUUCAUAUUAUUGAUACUAUAUUCCAAAAUAACAUAAUAGUUUAACUAACUAACUAACUAACUACUGUAACUAACUCCUUCUGUACUGCAUAAAAGCAGGACAUAAAGCAUUAGUCCCUUAGCAAUGACAUAUGUACUGUUGUUUUCAUUAAAAAGCAUGUA